Ictalurus furcatus (blue catfish) is the source of this 1317-nucleotide messenger RNA. Its product is annotated as leucine-rich alpha-2-glycoprotein. Gene Ontology annotation, molecular function: protein binding. Gene Ontology annotation, cellular component: plasma membrane. The transcript has 3 exons. The record is from RefSeq and is a predicted model, not a curated record. The coding region runs from base 123 to 1106 and encodes 327 amino acids. Lineage: Eukaryota; Metazoa; Chordata; Actinopteri; Siluriformes; Ictaluridae.
UGUGUGUGUGUGUGUGUGUGUGUGUGAGAGAGAGAGAGAGAGAGAGAGAGAGAGCGAGAGCGCGCUCUGUAUGAAUGAUUCACCCUUAUUGAUCCGGGAAUCUGCUGCAGCUUUCACACACGAUGGACUCUCGCGGCCUCCUCGCGCUGGCGCUGAUCCUUUGGUUCCGUUGCUAUGGCGCCCUCUCGUGUCCGGUGCGCUGCACGUGCCACUUCGGCAUCCAAUCCAUAGAGGCAGUGUGUCCCGACGCGGCGCUCUCGCGUUACCCUAGCGACGGUCUCCCAGGCAACACCACCUCCCUAACCAUCCAGUUCACCAACCUGAGCAGCGUCUCCGCCCACGAGCUGGGAGCCACGCCCCUUCUCCAGGAGCUCCACCUACCAGGAAACACACUCAGCAGCUUACCAGAGGACCUGCUUUCUGGUCUUUAUUACCUGCACACCAUAGACCUUACAGGUAAUCAGCUAAAGGAGCUGCCUGCUCGGGUAUUCUACCAUGCCCCGCUCCUCAACCUGGUUCUUAAAGACAACCGGCUCACUAGCGUCGAUGUCGACUGGCUGCCCACUAACAGCAACCUCACGUGGCUCGACCUGUCAGGGAACAAGCUGAGGAAAAUUCCAUCUGCUCUGCUCCAGAGGCUGAGCCACCUGGAAACUCUACACUUAUCACAGAACCUGCUAGAGGCACUUCCAGCUGAGAGCCUCCACUCCCUUUAUGCUCUAGAGAGACUUCACCUGGACGAGAACAAACUUCACUUCCUGGACGCCAAGGCUUUUAGCCAUAACGCUAACCUGACUCACUUGUUCCUUCAGAGGAACAAGCUGCAGUCUCUCCCGGGUACAGUGUUUCAUGGCCUAGACCGGCUGCAGUACCUGGACCUCUCAGAGAACCAGCUGACAUUCCUGACACCCGGUACGCUUGGUUUAAGGAUCAGCUGGGUGGAGUUGACCUUUAACCCCUGGCAUUGUGAUGCUAAAAUAGAGUACCUGUGGAAGAGGUUAAACAACAUGGCGGUGCAGUCAGAGGUGAAGUGUGCUUCACCGGAGACGCUGAAGGACAAAGCCCUCGCAGCACUUACACGCAAAGAGCUGGGCCUGGCAGACUGAAGAAAGAAAGGAUGAAGAUGAGGUGGAGGAAGAAGAAAGCUGGAAAUGUUUAAAUGAGUGAAUAGAGGAGCGAGAGUAGCGGAGGAGAGCAAGAAAUAAACGAAUGCAAUUAGAAAAUGAAAACAGAAAAGUUCAAGCACUGUAACUUCAUGUUGUGUGAAACAGCAAAGUGAUCAAAUGGAAGAGAAAAUAAAUGAUUAAGAUGAAACAA